UGUCAAGGUCAUGUGCACAAUAUGAGCUUUCUGCUUGACUCUUGUGCGUUGUUAUUCUCUCAGAUUGCUUUCUUCGUGGGAGGAUGGAUUUUCUUCCUGCGUCAGCUCUUUCGUGAUUAUGAAGUUAAGGACACGGUGGUGGUGCUUAUUUUCUCCCUUACGUUUUCGUUGUCGUGCACAGUUUUCGAACUUGUUAUAUUUGAAAUCUUAGAUGUACUAGAAGCAUCUUCAAGACGCAUACACUGGCAGUUUAUUCUCUUUACAUCACUUCUGGAUGUUAUAGUCGUUAUUCCUUUUUAUAUAUCAUUCCAUAUCAGUAAGAGCCUUCGAUUCAUACCACCUAGAAGUACUUUCCGUCUUUGUUUUUCUCUGGGAUUCAUGACUGCCUAUUUAUACAUCUUUUGGAGAGUAGGCACAUCUUUCCCUAUUCUUAGUGGCAAGCAUGGUAUUGUAUUCUUAGAGCAGUGUAUUGGCAGAAUAGGAGUGAUUGGAGUUACCAUAAUGGCUUUACUAUCCGGUUUUGGUGCUGUUAACUAUCCAUAUUCUUGCAUGACCUAUUUCGCCCUGUCAGUUUCCAACUCAGAAAUACGUACAGCUGAGAAAAGAUUACUACAGACGGUUGAUAUGAUCUUGGUCAAGCGUCGAAGAUUAGCUCAAUCUCAAUUCGAAGCUCGAAUGAAGCAAACGUCCAGUGAAAAGUCUAACACCUUUUGGAACAUGCUGCGUACAGUGGGAAUGUCCAUUUCAACUCCUCGUGUUGACGAAAAAUUAUUAAAACAUGAGAUAUCUGUUCUGGAGGAUCUAAGUCGUCAGUUGUUUCUUGAAUUACACGAUCUUCGCACUGCUCAAGAACGUGUAGAGUUUUCAAAAACAUGGAAAGGACGAUACUUUAAUUGUCUUGGCUACUUUUUCUGUGGGUAUUGUUGUUGGAAAAUAUUCAUAUCUAUUGUAAAUAUUUUACUAAAUCGAUUCGGUGGACAAGAUCCUAUUACGCGUUUCAUGGGAAUAGCUGUACAUUAUUUAGGCUUUCAGAUUGAUGUGAAAUUUUGGUCGCAGCAAAUAUCAUUUUGGCUUGUUGGCAUAAUUGUUGUCACUUCAAUUCGAGGUCUUUUAAUAACACUGACAAAAUUCUUUCAUGCUAUUGCAAGCACUAAAUCAUCAAUAUAAUUGUUUUAAUUAUAGCUCAAGUAAUGGGUACUUAUUUUAUUUCAUCUGUAUUGCUUUUACGUAUGAAUAUGACUGCAGAAUACAGAAAUAUGCUUAAUCAAGUACUUGGUGACUUGCAAUUCCAUUUCUAUCAUCGUUGGUUUGAAGUUAUCUUUCUGAUUAGUGCGAUGUGUAGCAUUGCAUUUUUGUAUUUAGCUCAUAAACGGGUUGCUGAAAUAAAAGAUGACUGCAUUUCUUAACUUAAUUUGAUUCAAGUUUUCAUAAUCAAUGAAAGCGUGUGAUUUUCAUGCCUUCUCGAGUUUCUAGUUCAUAAAGC
This is a messenger RNA of Heterobilharzia americana, 1483 nucleotides long. Lineage: Eukaryota; Metazoa; Platyhelminthes; Trematoda; Strigeidida; Schistosomatidae. The record is from the annotation of a GenBank genome assembly.